GAGUAAACACAGAAACUGCUUUGGGAGGCAGGCCGAAUGACGACUGCCCCAGGAGGCUUCCAGAGAGGUUGGACAGAGGCCCAGGGGUGUGCUUAAGAGCUCGUGGGUGGAGCUGGAUUCCCUCAGAGUUCCACAGUCCUAACUGUGUACAGACAGGAUGUAAGAAAAGAACUAGAGGCUCCGAGCAGAGGAUCCAUCGGCUGCAGUUCUGUAAUUAAUUAACUAACGUGGAUCAAAUGAGAAGGUGAAAGUUCACACAGGAGCACUCCUGUCGUCUUGGACUGGGUCUCCAUCCCACCAUCCAGUGCCCUGGUCUACGAAGAGUCCACAGGGACCUUGUGAAGAAUCAACAAGGCGGGGUCCAGAGGAGUCACGUGUGCCUUCCACUCCGGGUCGCCCUGUCAGGAUGGGGAUGUCCCAGCCCGGGGUCCUCCUCAGCCUCUUAUUGGUCCUCCUGCCUCAGACCUGGGGAGCGGAGCCCCGUCUCCCACUGAUGUAUCAUCUUGCAGCUGUGUCUGACUUAUCAACGGGGCUUCCCUCUUUCUGGGCCACGGGCUGGCUGGGUGCUCAGCAAUAUCUGACCUACAACAACCUGCGGCAGGAGGCUGACCCCUGUGGGGCCUGGAUAUGGGAAAACCAGGUGUCUUGGUAUUGGGAGAAGGAGACCACGGAUCUGAAAAGCAAAGAACAGCUCUUCUUGGAGGCCAUCAGGACCCUGGAGAACCAAAUAAAUGGGACCUUCACACUGCAGGGCCUGCUGGGCUGUGAACUGGCCCCUGAUAAUUCUUCAUUGCCCACGGCUGUGUUUGCCCUCAAUGGUGAGGAGUUCAUGCGGUUCAACCCAAGAACGGGCAACUGGAGUGGGGAGUGGCCGGAGACAGAUAUCGUUGGUAAUCUGUGGAUGAAGCAACCUGAGGCGGCCAGGAAGGAGAGCGAGUUCCUGCUAACUUCUUGUCCUGAGCGGCUGCUAGGCCACCUGGAGAGGGGCCGUCAGAACCUGGAGUGGAAGGAGCCGCCAUCUAUGCGCCUGAAGGCCCGUCCUGGCAACUCUGGCUCCUCAGUACUGACCUGUGCUGCUUUCUCCUUCUACCCGCCGGAGCUCAAGUUUCGAUUCCUGCGCAAUGGGCUAGCCUCAGGCUCUGGGAAUUGCAGCACUGGUCCCAAUGGUGAUGGAUCUUUCCAUGCAUGGUCAUUGCUAGAGGUCAAACGUGGAGAUGAACACCAUUACCAAUGUCAAGUGGAGCAUGAGGGGCUGGCCCAGCCUCUCACUGUGGACCUAGAUUCGCCCGCCAGAUCUUCUGUGCCUGUGGUCGGAAUCAUUCUUGGUUUAUUGCUGGUGGUAGUGGCCAUCGCAGGGGGUGUGCUGCUAUGGAACAGGAUGCGAAGUGGGCUGCCAGCCCCAUGGCUUUCUCUCAGUGGUGAUGACUCUGGCGACCUAUUGCCUGGUGGGAACUUGCCCCCGGAGGCUGAACCUCAAGGUGUAAAUGCCUUUCCGGCCACUUCCUGAUGCCAACCCAGGCCCCAUACCCAUUGCAGCCUGUGGGGCUGUGUGACCUCCUGAACUGUCUCUGAGCCUCCCGAGGGAGCCCUGGGCUGGAUGUCCUCCUCGUGGAUCCCUUCUUUUGUGGCCUGCUUCAGUUUCCCCUCUUAAUGUCAAUGGCUAUUUCCAUCUCCACAUAAAUUUGGGCCCAAAUCUGUGUGUGCAUCGUUAUUCUCAGGUUUCAGGCAGCCGGAAUAAAUUGAACAAGUUUGAGAAAGA
Rattus norvegicus (Norway rat) is the source of this 1759-nucleotide messenger RNA. It is a transcript of the gene Fcgrt, whose product is annotated as Fc gamma receptor and transporter. Lineage: Eukaryota; Metazoa; Chordata; Mammalia; Rodentia; Muridae. Gene Ontology annotation, cellular component: membrane; plasma membrane; endosome membrane. The record is from RefSeq and is a predicted model, not a curated record. Gene Ontology annotation, molecular function: IgG binding. Gene Ontology annotation, biological process: Fc-gamma receptor signaling pathway.